AUGAACACAAUUUGCGAGAGGGAGGGAAACAAUGAAAGGCUGGCCAAACUGUACCGCACUAUUAGUGAACCCGAUUUCCUUGUGAACAACUUUGAAGACUCGCAAACAUUGAUUGAAUGCAAACCCGAAACGCCUGAGUCGAGUAUAUUCGUGAGGCCGGGCUUUGGAUCAGUUUCUUUCAGAGGAAGAUUCACUUCGGAAACACUUUUCUCCAAACAUAUGAGCGAUGAGAGCAGCGGUAGGAAAGAGAGUGACAGGAGUUCCGCGAGUUAUGCCGAUAGUAUCGGAAGCGCUGGAAGUCUUGCGCACAGAAAUGCGUUGACUUUAGGAAUAGCUUGGGAUGAAGAGGACGACGAAGACGUGGAUAACUCCAAAACCAUUCCUAUUCUGUUCUUCCUUUACGCCCACGGAUUGAAAGACUAUUUCUCGUUAUUCGCGGCCGAAAAGAUAGAUUUGGAGGCUUUGAUGCUUUUGAGUGAACAGGACUUUAUAUCAUUGGGUUUACCGCUCGGUCCCAGACAGACUCAAGACUUUGAUUUACUCCUUAAUAUGUCUCCGCAAACGAAGAAUAAGUCCAAGAAUUCAAAGGACGACAACAAAGACAGCCGAAGACGCAGUUCCAGUGCCAGCAGUGGUUCGUCGCGCAGUAGAAGCGGUUCCAGAAGCAGUUCCAGUGGCUCUUCGCGCUCGUCGUCGAGCUCUGGGUCUUCGCGAUCGAGCGCUUCUCACUCUCGAUCGCGGUCUCCGUCGCGUUCGAGCAGUUCUUCGCGAUCGCGCGACUCAUCGCGUCGUCGCCGCCAACGGUCGGCGUCACCGAAACGGGCGGUCCGUAAGCCGUCUCCCACUCCGAAGCCGACGCGCAUACAUGUCGGGCGACUCACCAGAAAUGUCACCAAAGAUCACGUGAUGGAGAUCUUCAGCGUUUACGGAACCGUACGAAACGUGGAAAUGCCUUUCGAUCGCAUUCAUCCGCAUCUGAGCCGUGGCUUCGCUUACGUCGAGUUCGACAAACCCGAAGACGCGGACAAAGCCAUCAAAUACAUGGACGGCGGACAAGUGGACGGCCAAGAGGUGAGCGCCACUCCCGUUCUGGUGCCG
Medioppia subpectinata is the source of this 1098-nucleotide messenger RNA. The record is from the annotation of a GenBank genome assembly. Lineage: Eukaryota; Metazoa; Arthropoda; Arachnida; Sarcoptiformes; Oppiidae.